This is a messenger RNA of Xiphophorus maculatus (southern platyfish), 2207 nucleotides long. RefSeq names its product E3 ubiquitin-protein ligase RNF170-like (gene rnf170). The record is from RefSeq and is a predicted model, not a curated record. The transcript has 7 exons. NCBI's taxonomy places the organism in Eukaryota, Metazoa, Chordata, Actinopteri, Cyprinodontiformes, Poeciliidae. The coding region runs from base 197 to 1003 and encodes 268 amino acids. Gene Ontology annotation, molecular function: ubiquitin protein ligase activity.
GAAUCUAACAAAGAGAAUGAGGAAGCAGAGUGAGCUGCUAUCAGCUGUCCAUGCAAAGAUAUGUGAUAUGGUCACUUGGCUAACUUACUAAAAUACAUAAUAAAAUGCCUGGACAGGGCGAAUGGACUUGACAGGUUACGGUUGCAGAGAGAUAUUCGGGUAAAAGUAGGCUUCUUAUUGGCUAUGAGUGUGGAUAAUGGAGGUUGGUCAAGGUGGGGACUUGGACUACCUGAUCCAAGAUGAGGACACCAUCAUUGAGGGUGUUAGCAACCAGGUUUUGUUUGUAGUGGUUGUCAGUUUCACCUUCCUUGCAGGCAUCUUUACUUUGCUCUGCAGACAGGAAGAGCAGAAUAUCCAUCCUGAAAAUCAGGAGCACGUUCGAGCUGUCCGACAGCAGCUUCAAACUGAGCAGGAUGAAAAUCCGCAGGCAGAGGCUAGACAGCAGUAUUACACAGACAUGUCUUGCCCUGUGUGUUUACAACAGGCUGUGCUGCCUGUGGAGACCAACUGUGGACACCUUUUCUGUGGCUCCUGCCUUAUAGCUUAUUGGAGGUACGGCACCUGGCUGGGUGUGAUCAACUGCCCAAUCUGCAGACAAAUGGUAACACUUCUGUUCCCAUUAUUUCAUGAGCACGCUGCUCCUCAGAGGGUUCAGGAUGGCGAGGCCGAACCUCAGCUUAUAUUACGAGACAUCAACGAUUACAACCGAAGAUUUUCUGGUCAGCCAAGAUCUCUUAUGGACAGGCUGCGGGACGUCCCCACCCUGCUCCGUCAUGCCUUCAGGGAGAUGUUUUCUGUGGGCGGACUCUUCUGGAUGUUCCGGAUUCGAAUUCUUCUCUGUCUCGUCGGUGCCAUCACCUAUCUGGCCUCGCCACUCGACAUUCUCCCGGAAGCUCUUUUCGGCCUUCUGGGCUUCAUGGACGACUUCUUUGUGAUCCUCCUCCUGUUUGUGUACAUCUCUAUCAUGUACAGAGAAGUGGUUACGCAGAGGCUUAAUGGCUAGGCCCACAAACAGAUAUAGGAAUAAAAGAGAGAUGAUUAUCAGAGAAGAGUUUGUUAAAAAUAUUGAGUUUUCUCAGAGGGCUUCACUUUAAUUAAAUGGACCAUGAGCAUCUGACUGGGCAGAGGUUAGCAAAACAUUGUGAACAUCAGCUUUUGCUACAAAAGUUCCCAUUGAAAUUUACUAGGUGAAGGAUUUCAGGCAAACAAGUUACGAUCAAAUGAACAUGUAUGAACAAUGUACUGCUUCAAGAUUUACCCAUUUUUAAAAAGAAAUCUAUUAAGUUAUGUGAAUAUCAACAUAAUAUGGUCAACUGUGCCAUACGACGUCUUGAAAGUCUUGCAUUUAUGGGUUAAUAUGUAAUGAUUCCAUCUGAAUUUUCACUUCAAAAACAAGUGUUGAAUGGUAAAAGAGUUUCUGUUUGAGCUUGUUGUCAUUAUAAUGACGUGUAACUAUGCAUAUUUUAUGAUAACUUUUAAAGCACAGCUUGUUAAACCGGUUGGAAAAAUUCUCUGAAUAAUUUUUUUAAGCAGCAGUUUAAAUUCAGUAAUCAAAACCUGCUUCCUGCAUGCAUAGGGGGAAUGCUUAACACUGUCUUACAUAAACAUUUUUAACAAGCCAUUCUGAAAAUAAUCCUGGACAAUUUUGAAUGUAAAUCACCAAAAAAUGAAUGUGAAGUCAUUUCUGUUAAGUUUACUUUAACAUUCUGUUGUGAAAAGUAAAUCUGGUUUGAGCUAUGGAAUGACAUGGUCAAUUCUUCAAAAGUUUGUGUACUUUUGUAUUCAGUAUACUGUUGGUAUUGGCAUGUACAAUGCAGAUAUUUUUUUUGUUUGUAAAUAGUUUUAUCAGUGGUAUAGGUGUAUUUUCUUCAGAGGGUGAAAUGAAAGGUGCCAUGUCUGUGUGCUACUGAAGAGCACUGGCUUGCACUGUCUCAGUUUAAAUCCACACAGACCAACUAUUUUGCUUUCAAAAGUCACUUUAAUUGCCACUUCUUGCAAAAGAUCUUAAAAUCCUAUUUUAUUACAAUAUGAUGAAUGUUAAAAAAAAAAUCUGAACUUUCAAUUCAAGUACAUUUACUGAGUAGGAAAAAAGAUGUAUUUCAAGAAUGAAUUGCUUUUAAAAAAAUCUCUGGUGUAACGAUCAAUACUUUGCACAGCCUUCCCUUACCUGUCAAUACAUUUACUCCUAUUAAACUCAUAAUAUUUCA